AUGAACAAGGAACUGCUUUGCUUUCCAGCAGGAGCAGCCAGAGAGGAGGAGCUGCAGGUGAUCCAGCCUGACAAGUCCGUAGACAACAAGGACUUUUCCAUCCACAUCAGUAACAUCACCCCAGCAGACACUGGGGUCUACUACUGUGUGAAGUUCCAGAAGGGGAGCCCUGACACAGAGCUUAAGUCGGGACCAGGCAUGCAGGUCACCAAAUGGGGUGAGGUCUGGAACCUGACUUUCUGGUUCCACAGUUCAGCCAAACCCUCUCGCCCUGUGGUAUCGGGACCCACAGAGAGGGCCACCCCUGGGCAGACGGUGACCUUCACCUGCCAGUCCCACGGCUUCUCCCCCAGAGACAUCAGCCUGAAGUGGUUCAAAAAUAGGAAAGAACUGCCAGCCUCCCGGCCCAACGUGGACCCCCCAGGAGAGGCCGUUUCCUACAACGUCUCCAGCACAGCCACGGUGCAGAUGGCGUCGGGGGACGUCCGCUCCCAGGUCAUCUGCGAGGUGGCCCACGUCACCCUGCAGGGCGGCGGUCUUCGUGGGACAGCCAACUUGUCUGAGACCAUCCGAGUCCCGCCUACCUUGGAGGUUUCCCAGUAUCCCGCGGCAGGGAACCAGGUGAAUGUCACCUGCCAGGUGAAGGAGUUCUACCCCCGGAACCUACAGCUGACCUGGUUGGAGAACGGAAACGUGUCCCGAACAGAAAAGCCCUCAACUCUCCUGGAGAACAAGGAUGGGACCUUCACCUGCACGAGCUGGCUCCUGGUGAACGCUUCUGCCCACAGGGAGAAUAUGGUGCUCACCUGCCAGGUGGAGCAUGACGGGCAGCCCGCGGUCUCCAAAGCCCUCACCCUGGCGGCCUCAGCUCACAAGGACAAGCAGGACACAGAUGUAACUUCAGGCAAAGAGCAGUCCAUGCCACUCCUCAUCGCUCUCCUCCUGGGCUCUAAGGUGCUGGUGCUGGUGGGUGUCUCUGCCUCCUACAUGCACAGGAAGCAGAGGCCCUGACUCUUCUUCCCUCCUCCCUGCUGCCUGCGCCUCCAGCUCUGCAGCCUCCUCCCUUCCUAGACUCAACAAGAAAUAGGGAGAGGACUCAAGUAACUACCAUAUAAAUGGAAGAGGAGAAAUUACAACAGGAACCACAGAAACACAGAGGCACAUGGAGACUGUGCCUACACAUAUCAGCUUCACAUAACACAGACUGGACAACCAAGAUGAAAGAGAUAUAUUCCUGCAAGCACACAGCCUGUCUUGACUGAACUAUCAAGAAGUUUUCAUACAUAUGUCCUGAGAUCACUGGUUGAAUACGCAUUAUUCUAUUCU
Molecule: messenger RNA, 1326 nt
Organism: Talpa occidentalis (Iberian mole)
Lineage: Eukaryota; Metazoa; Chordata; Mammalia; Eulipotyphla; Talpidae
Product: signal-regulatory protein beta-1-like
Exons: 7
Coding region: 1-1011 (336 amino acids)
Biological process (GO): positive regulation of phagocytosis; positive regulation of T cell activation
Cellular component (GO): plasma membrane
Source: RefSeq, a predicted model, not a curated record